UCCUCGCUCGCCGGCCGGGAGGCCCCGGAGCCGGCCCAUGGGGAGCGGGUGCCCGGCGUCGGCCAGCAAGACCGCCGCCGCCGCCCGCGCUGCGCCCAGCCUGUGAAGCCCAGGGACCCCCGUGGGAGAUCCCCAUGAGGGCAGGAGAGUGAUGGAGAGUAUGCCCAGCUUCCUGAAGGACACCCCCACCUGGGAGAAGACAGCCCCUGAGAACGGCAUCGUGGGACAAGAGCUGGGUACCCCACCUCAAGAUGGCCUGCGCCAUGGGGCAUUGUGCCUGGGAGAGCCUGCUCCCUUCUGGAGGGGCGUCCUGAGCUCCCCAGACUCCUGGCUUCCCCCUGGCUUUCCCCAGGGCCCGAAAGACACGCUCUCACUGGUGGAGGGCGAGGGCUCCCGGAAUGGGGAGAGGAAGGUCAGCUGGCUGGGCAGCAAGGAAGGACUGCGCUGGAAGGAGGCGAUGCUGCCCCAUCCACUGGCCUUCUGCGGGCCAGCGUGCCCACCUCGCUAUGGCCCCCUGAUUCCUGAGCAUGGUGGUGGCCAUCCCAAGAGUGACCCUGUGACCUUUCGGCCCUUGCACUGCCCUUUCCUGCUGGAGACCAAAAUCCUGGAGCGAGCUCCCUUCUGGGUGCCCACCUACUUGCCACCCUAUCUGGUGUCUGGCCUGCCCCCAGAGCGACCGUGUGAUUGGCCUUUGGCCCCCCACCCCUGGGUAUACUCCGGGGGCCAGCCCAAAGUGUCCCCUGCCUUCAGCUUAGGCGGCAAGGAUCUCUGCCACAAGGAUUCAAGCACUCUCAGGCUGGCAAAGGAGCCCUUGGCAGCGUCGGAGCCUGGGUUGUUGGGCUUAGCCCCCAAUGGGCAUCUCCAGAGAGCCCCUUCACUCCACCAGAGGAAUGGGGAGACAGGCGCUGGCAGGCAGCAGAAUCUUUGCCCACUUUUCCUGGGGCACCCAAACACUGUUCCCCGGGCUCCCUGGCCCACUUGUCCCCCAGGUCUGGUUCAUUCUCUUGGCAAUGUCUGGGCUGUGCCAGGCAGUGGCAGCCUCGGGUACCAGCUGGGGCCACCAGCCACACCAAGGUGUCCUUCUCCUGGGCCUCCUAUCCCCUGCUGCUCAUCCCACCCACCUGCUAGAAAGGGGGAUCUUGGCCCUUGUGGGAAGUGCCAGGAGGGCCUAGAAGGGGACACCAGUGGGCCAGGGGAACCCAGUGAAGAAGUGAGCAAGGCCACUGGUCCCAGGGCCUGUCCCACAAGCCACCACACCAAGCUGAAGAAGACAUGGCUCACACGACACUCAGAGCAGUUUGGGUACCCGGGCAGCUGCCCUGAGGAUGAGGAGAGUCCAGCUGCCCGGCUCCGGGCCUUCAAGAGGGCAGGCAGCCCUGAGGUUCAGGGAGCAGAGGGUGGCCCAGCCCCCAAGCGGCCACCCCACCCUUUCCCAGGCACUUCAGGGAAGAGGGCCAGGGCUUGGCAGGAGGUGCUGGACACGUCCAUAGGGAGCGAGGCACAGACAGAAGGACAGGAGGAAGAGAGAGGACCCCAAGAUGGCAGGACCAGCCUCCAGAACCCUGUGCCUCAGGACACACCUUGCCCAUCUCUCUCGGCAGGCAUCACUCAAUGUCAAAGUUGUGCCCAGGCAGCUGGAGAGGUGGGAGGGCUGGCUGGUCACUCCCAGGAGGUACAGAGAUUGCCCCGGGGAGAAGAGCAGCUGCCUGAAGAGGACUCCCCAGCAAGUUCCAAGGAAGGAGGAGGCUCUGGCCUGAAGGACCAGGCCAGGAUCAGCAAGGGCUUGGCCAAACACCUGCUGAGUGGUUUGGGAGACCGACUGUGCCGUCUAUUGCGGAAGGAGCGGGAGGCCCUGGCCUGGGCACAGCGCGAAGGCCAGGGGCCAGCUGUCACAGAGGACAGCCCAGGCAUUCCACACUACUGCAGCCGUUGCCACCAUGGACUCUUCAACACGCACUGGAGAUGCCCCCGUUGCAGCCACCGGCUGUGUGUGGCCUGUGGUCGCAUGACUGGUGUGGGGAGAGCCAGAGAGAAAGCAGGCUCUCAGGAGCAGUCUACACGGGAGUGUGCCCAGGAGGCUGGGCAUGUUGCCUGUUCCCUGAUGUUAACCCAGUUUGUCUCCAGCCAGGUGCUGGCAGAACUGAGCACCGCCAUGCAUCAGGUCUGGGUCAAGUUUGACAUCCGAGGGCACUGCCUCUGCCAAGCUGAUGCCUGGGUGUGGGCCCCUGGAGAUGGAGGCCAGCAGAAGGAGCCGACUGAGAAAACUUCCCCGACUUCACAACCUUCCUGUAAUGGAGAUUCCAACAGGACCAAGGACAUCAAAGAGGAAACUCCAGACUCCACUGAGACCCCAGCAGAGAAUCGUGCGGGCCGAGCCCCCCUGCCUUGUCCUUCUCUUUGUGAACUGCUGGCUUCUACUGCUGUCAAACUCUGCCUGGGGCAUGAGAGGAUCCACAUGGCCUUUGCCCCUGUCACUCCAGCCCUGCCCAGUGAUGACCGCAUCACAAACAUCCUGGACAGCAUCAUUGCACAGGUGGUAGAACGCAAGAUCCAAGAGAAAGCCCUGGGGCCAGGUCUUCGAGCAGGGCCAGGUCUUCGUAAGGGCCUGAGCCUGCCCCUGUCGCCAGUGCGGCCCCGGCUGCCUUCUCCUGGGGCCUUGCUGUGGCUGCAGGAGCCCAGGCCUCAGCAUGGCUUCCAUCUCUUCCAGGAGCACUGGCGGCUGGGCCAGCCCGUGCUGGUGUCAGGGAUUCAGAGGACAUUGCAGGGCAGCCUGUGGGGAAUGGAUGCUCUUGGGACACUUGGAGGCCAGGUGCAGGUGCUGAGUGCCCUUGGGCCUCCCCAGCCUACAAGCCUGGACAGCACAGCAUUCUGGGAAGGAUUCUCCCGGCCAGAGACUCGCCCAAAGUCAGAGGAGGGCUCUGUCCUGCUGCACCGAACUCUGGGAGACAAGGACACCAGUAGGGUAGAGAACCUGGCCUCCAGCUUGCCACUCCCAGAGUACUGUGCCCACCAUGGGAAACUCAACCUGGCUUCCUACCUCCCACCGGGCCUCUCCCUAUGUCCGCUGGAGCCCCAGCUCUGGGCAGCUUAUGGUGUGAGCCCACACCGUGGACACCUGGGGACCAAGAACCUAUGUGUGGAGGUGGCUGACCUGGUCAGCAUCCUGGUACACGCAGAGGCACCACUGCCUGCCUGGCACCGGGUGCAGAAAGACUUCCUCUCAGGCCUGGAUGGGGAAGGACUCUGGUCUCCAGGCAGUCAGGUCAGCACUGUGUGGCACGUGUUCCGGGCACAGGACGCCCAGCGCAUCCGUCGCUUUCUCCAGAUGGUGUGUCCGGCUGGAGCAGGGACCUUGGAGCCUGGUGCCCCAGGCAGCUGCUACCUGGAUGCAGGGCUGCGGAGGCGCCUGCGGGAGGAGUGGGGUGUGAACUGCUGGACCCUGCUGCAGGCCCCUGGAGAGGCUGUGCUGGUGCCUGCAGGGGCACCCCAUCAGGUUCAGGGUUUGGUGAGCACUGUCAGUGUCACCCAGCACUUCCUGUCCCCUGAGACCUCUGCCCUUUCUGCUCAGCUCUGCCACCAGGGACACAGCCUGCCCUCUGACCAUCGCCUGCUUUAUGCUCAGAUGGACUGUGCUGUGUUCCAAGCAGUAAAGGUGGCUGUGGGAACAUUACAGGAGACUAAAUAG
Molecule: messenger RNA, 3685 nt
Organism: Castor canadensis (American beaver)
Lineage: Eukaryota; Metazoa; Chordata; Mammalia; Rodentia; Castoridae
Gene: Hr
Product: HR lysine demethylase and nuclear receptor corepressor
Biological process (GO): regulation of transcription by RNA polymerase II
Cellular component (GO): histone deacetylase complex; chromatin
Molecular function (GO): histone H3K9 demethylase activity; chromatin DNA binding; transcription coregulator activity
Source: RefSeq, a predicted model, not a curated record